This is a messenger RNA of Paramecium sonneborni, 726 nucleotides long. The record is from the annotation of a GenBank genome assembly. NCBI's taxonomy places the organism in Eukaryota, Ciliophora, Oligohymenophorea, Peniculida, Parameciidae.
AUGCAAAAUAUUAAGCUUGAUUUCUAAGAGAGAUUAAAUCAAAAAUUAUAAUUAUAAUAAAUUGAAUUAUCAUCAUAAUUUGAAUAGAAAGUCUAAUCAUUUGGAGAAAAAGCAAAAAUUAAAUUAAUGAAUACUAUACAAUAAGAGGAUUAAUGUUUAUAGCAAUUCAAUAAUUUAGUUAAUGAAAAAGCAUAAUUAUAACAAUAAUUAGAAAAUAAAUAAGCUUAAAAUGAAUAAAUACAAUAGGAGAAGGUUGAAUUAGAAGCAUCUUAUCAAAAUUUACUAUAAAUGCAUAACUAAUUAUUAUAGGUUGAUAUGUCAUAGAAUGAAUUAUCUUAAAGCAGAACUAAUGUUUUAGGUUUAUUGAACAAUUAUAAAUUAGAAUUAGAAUAAUUAAAAUUGGCAAAUGAGAAAAUAUAAAAAUAAAUGGGAGGAGAACUGGAUACUUUGAAAGUUGAUUUAUAAAAAUAGAAAUAAGAAAAUGAUUUUUUGAUGGAGAAAUUGAAAUGCUAAAGUUAAGAGUAAAUAGAAUGUGAUAAUUUGUUUAAUUAAUUAAUAUAAUAAAAAGCAAAAGAUGAUUAAAUAAAAAAAAAAAAAGUUAAAAGUAAAUAAAAUACAAAAUAAUAGAAAGCAAAAAUAUGUUAAAUAGAAAAAGAAUUGAAACGAUUGUAAGAAAUUGUAAAUACUAAAAUUCAAUAAAAAAAAUCUAAAUAAUAAUAAUAAUGA